Vanessa tameamea is the source of this 1238-nucleotide messenger RNA. RefSeq names its product 3'(2'),5'-bisphosphate nucleotidase 1. The record is from RefSeq and is a predicted model, not a curated record. Gene Ontology annotation, molecular function: 3'(2'),5'-bisphosphate nucleotidase activity. The transcript is spliced from 6 exons. The coding region runs from base 107 to 1144 and encodes 345 amino acids. Gene Ontology annotation, biological process: phosphatidylinositol phosphate biosynthetic process. Lineage: Eukaryota; Metazoa; Arthropoda; Insecta; Lepidoptera; Nymphalidae.
AUCAUCUAGAAUUUAUUGUUUUAAUACACCGUGACAUAUAUAAUAGCAUUGCAAAAUUUAUUUUUCCUUUGUAUUGAUUUUUGGUGUUAUAGAUAGUUUUAUAAAGAUGUCAACAAGUGUUCCUUUAAUUGUGAGGCUAUUAGCAUCAUCUGUGUCUGUAGCUGGUAGAGCUGGUAAAAUAGUAAGAGAUGUUAUGAGCAAGGGUGAACUUGGUAUUGUAGAAAAGGCAAAAGACGACUACCAAACAGAAGCUGAUAGAUCAGCUCAGAGAUGUAUUAUUGCGUCUUUGUCAUCUCAAUAUCCAAAAAUUAAUAUUAUAGGAGAAGAAGAUAAUCCUGAUAAUGAGGGUGAUGUUUGUAGUGAUUGGUUAACAAUAGAUGCUGAUAAAGAAGUUUUAUGCCUUGAAUGCCCUUCUGAGUUGCAAGGCAUUAAGGAAGAAGAUAUUGUAGUAUGGGUGGAUCCUCUUGAUGGAACUUCUGAAUACACCCAAGGUGCCCUUAUGUUGAAGAGAGAUCCUUGGGAAAGAUGGAAAAUGUAUUUGACUCACCCACUUAUAAGUAUCAAGUGGUAUUUAAGUUUACUACAGUCACACUAUGGUUUCUUAGAACAUGUGACAGUACUUAUUGGUAUUUCAGUCAAUGAAAAACCAGUUGCUGGUGUUAUUCACCAGCCAUAUUAUAAAAAUGUAGGAAGUGAAAACAAAACUGGUAGAACUAUCUGGGGUCUGCAGGAAAUUGGUGUCGGUGGAUUUACCCCAGCUCCUCCACCAAACUCUCUUAUUAUCACAACAACAAGAAGUCAUUCAAAUCCAGUUGUAGAGAAAGCAUUACAAGUAAUGAAUGCAUCUCAGAUUCUAAGAGUUGGUGGUGCAGGAUUCAAGGUCUUACAAUUGCUUGAAGGAAAAGCAUCCGUUUAUGUUUUUGCUAGCCCCGGCUGUAAAAAAUGGGAUACAUGUGCCCCUGAAGCAAUUCUUUCUGCUGCUGGUGGCAAAUUAACUGACAUCCUAGGUCACAAUUAUAAAUAUGGAGCCUCAGAGCCGAGACCUAAUAAAACUGGAGUGUUAGCUGCUGUUAAUGCUGAUCUUCAUAACUAUGCACUGAAUCGAAUACCACAAGAACUAAAAGAAAAACUAGCAAAUAAGUGAAAAUAUAAAUAUGUUAUAUAAUAGAAGAAUCAAUGCUAUAAAUUUCUACCCAUUCAGAAAAUAAUUAAUAUAUACACUUUUCACAAAAAAACAA